Molecule: messenger RNA, 1347 nt
Organism: Sugiyamaella lignohabitans
Lineage: Eukaryota; Fungi; Ascomycota; Dipodascomycetes; Dipodascales; Trichomonascaceae
Gene: SGS1
Product: ATP-dependent DNA helicase SGS1
Exons: 1
Coding region: 1-1347 (448 amino acids)
Biological process (GO): double-strand break repair via homologous recombination
Cellular component (GO): cytoplasm; chromosome
Molecular function (GO): nucleic acid binding; ATP binding; 3'-5' DNA helicase activity
Source: RefSeq, a predicted model, not a curated record
AUGCCACCUCAAUUAGCGCGAAGAGCUACUUCUAUUAUUGAUACGCGUUAUACUCUGAGGCGGCUGUUUAGGAAAGAAUCGUUCCGUGCUGGUCAGGAGGAAAUCAUUAAUGCCGCACUCGAGAAACACGAUAUUCUCGUGAUCUUCCCGGUUGGCCAUGGCAAGUCGUUGACAUAUCAAUUGCCGGCUGUAGCCACUGAUCAUGGCUGUACAAUCGUCAUCUCUCCACUGCUGGCUCUUAUGGCCAAUCAAGUGGAUUCUCUAGAAAAACACGGCAUCAAAGCCGUGUCUUUGAACAGUAAUGUCAGUAUUGAGGAUAGGAAAUGGAUUCUUCAUGAUCUAGCCUGUGGCCAUCCUCAUAUUCGACUUCUUUAUGUCUCACCAGAACUGUGUGCUGUAGACUCGUUUCGAAAAGUAGUAGAUACACUGUAUAAACAGGGCGAACUGAACCGACUCGUGAUAGAUGAAGCUCAUUGCUGUGUUGAAUGGGGACAUUCAUUCCGUGUCCAUUAUACGCAGCUGGGUUACUUCAAACAGAGAUAUCCUGAUUUGCCUAUUACUGCACUGACUGCCACUGCUCCUGCUGGUCUGAGGAAAGAAAUCAUCAACAUCCUGAAACUGCCUAAUGAACCAUUGCUUAAAGUGUUUACAUCCAACUCUAACCGUCGUAAUCUUCAUUACGAGGUGCGGUACUUGGCUGGCCAGGAUAUUAGAGAUGAUAUCGUCGAAUUCCUCACUGGAUAUUCCACUGAAAGACCAGGAAUGCCAAAUCACCGAUUGCUUCGAGGACAGGGGAUUAUUUAUUGCCGCCAAAGGAACACCACUGAAAUCCUGGCGGCCUAUUUACAAAGUUUGGGUUUCGGUGCCCGACCGUUCCAUGCUCAGAUCAAGUCUCCACAGGAAAAAGCCACAAUUAUGAACAAGUGGAUAGACAAUGACCCUGAUUACCAGGUCAUCAUAGCCACUGUGGCAUUUGGCAUGGGUGUCGACAAACCCGACGUUCGCUUUGUGAUUCACCACGACCUCCCGGCAAAUAUCGAAUCUUAUUAUCAAGGUUCGGGACGCGCUGGACGAGACAACAAAGCCUCACGAUGCAUUCUCUACUACUCACGAGCCGAAGCUAUGUCCAUCUCGGCUCUGAGAGCUCGAACCAUCUCCACUAGACGCACCAGGAAACAGCCCACGGGUUCGGAUAUCCAGUCUGACGACAAGGGAACUUUAUAUGUACGUUUUGAGAUGGGGGUCAUGCCUUCGGCGGCUGGGGCUCCGCCCCAGACCCCGCUGCUCCUCUCGCUACGCUCGAGUCGAGUCGUCGGGCGCCAGCAAAGUUGGCGAAGCAAGCUCUGA